UCUCUCCUGAACACUAUUCAAACGGGACAAGUUUGACUGCCACCAUGAAAUGUCUGGCUCUGGCUUCACUGCUAUGUGCUUUGGUGUCGCUAUCAGAUAGUUGUCUGAUGCCGUACGUGGAACCACGUGAAAGAAUCACACAUUGUCAGGACAACGCAGAUAAGACCUGGCAUCCAGUUGGAUCUAGAUGGAGAAACAGUAAAUGUAUUGACUGUACUUGCAAUUCGUGUUGCCCUGUGUAUGCUACCCCCACUGUUCCUGACGACUGUGAGUCAGUUUUAGACUUGAAGGCUUGUGAAUACAUAGUGCACAAGAAGAACGACUCAACUGUAGAGUGUCAUAUGUAUGGUAUGUUAAAAGAACCAUGCCUAGAAAUAUCAUGUUCUUAUUGGCAGGGAUGAGAAAGAGAGAUGCGGAUGUGAACCCUCUCUGGCUUCUCACCAGAAAAACACUGCCCGUUUUGUUAUUAAAAAAUGACAAAAAGAAAAGAACAACUACUGGUAGA
This is a messenger RNA of Notothenia coriiceps (black rockcod), 505 nucleotides long. RefSeq names its product beta-microseminoprotein J1-like. Bases 45 to 401 code for a protein of 118 amino acids. The transcript is spliced from 4 exons. Lineage: Eukaryota; Metazoa; Chordata; Actinopteri; Perciformes; Nototheniidae. The record is from RefSeq and is a predicted model, not a curated record.